Messenger RNA from Entamoeba invadens IP1, 283 nucleotides. RefSeq lists its product as hypothetical. The record is from RefSeq and is a predicted model, not a curated record. The transcript has 2 exons. The annotation marks the transcript as partial. Lineage: Eukaryota; Evosea; Mastigamoebida; Endamoebidae.
UGUUCUGAAUGCGAAACUGGAUGCAACAACUUGUGUUUCAUGCAAAGCAGGAUUUUAUCUUGAAGGAAGUAAAUGCAAAGUAUGUGCAACUGGCUGUAAAGAAUGCAGUGGUGCUACUAAAUGUAUCAGUUGUAGUGAUGGAUAUUAUCUAGAUGGUAAUAUAUGCAAAAGAUGUACAACUGGCUGUUCGAAAUGUAGUGCUGCUUCUACAUGUACUGGAUGUAGCGAUGGCUAUUAUCUUGAAGGAGGUAAAUGUAAAGUAUGUAAAACUGGCUGUUCGUAA